UAUUUUCUGCUUAAAGAAACCGACGCUAAUGAAUAUUGAGCUUCGGAAGUCAACGAAACUUGGGUCGAUUGGUCCUGACUCGUCCUCCAGGUUCGAAUUUCAGGUAGUUGUCUUCUCGAUUCUUUUCCGAAAUGAAACAUUUUCGCUUACAACUCUUACUUCUGUUGGAUUACCGAGAAAAGCCAAGAAAACGAAAGACAUGAUCGUUAUAAUAGGAGGUAGAUUUGAUUCUGCCGGGAGGUUUGAUGAAAGCUCCGAUGAGCGGUGAUUCGAGGCCUUGAGAUGGUGAUCAGGUUAGUCUUUUGCUUGCUGUGGUCUGGUUCUGCUUGAUUGUACUCCGUGUUUUCUUGAAUGUUGUAACUGAAAGUAUAAAUAAGCUCGUAUAGGUAUUUGAUUUACGGUCUUGUGAGUCGACUUUUUGCAAUUGACAUGGUGUGUUAUGCUGUUGGAGUGGCUUUAUUAUGUUUAUGGAAAGCGGGCCAUUUGAGAAGUUGGGAGGCCGAAUUUGAAAUGUGAGUUGUGUUUUAUAAUUUGCAGGUAAUAUAUCAUUGCAUAGGUAGCUUUUUGCUCAUACGCCAGAAAUCACAUUGUCAGUGAUGGUUUAUAAUAUAGCACUUGACUUCUUUGUUCGAUACAUUAAGGUUUACAGCAUUUUAAAUUCCAUUUUAAGCUGCAAAUUGACGAGAAGUCAUUAAUUAAGUUGUUGUUUCCCAUUUAUCAUUCAUUAUUUCUCAUUUAUCCUAUACUGAAUGUGCUGUUAUUGUAGAAGUUUUCCCAUGGUCUUCAGCACAAUAGUGAGGAUUCAAUUUGGUUGUCUUGUACCAUAUCAGCUUGAAUAAACAUAUGCUUUUCAUGACAGGCAACGGUACCCCAAUAAGACAUGUUUUGGGAAAAAGCAAGAUGAUAGUGGGAUUACUAGAAGGUAUAUCAUUAUCCCAGUUUCUGAAACUGUAUGUAAAAAAAGAAUAGGCGAAAGAUAUGGUAAAGAAUGGAAUAGAAUGAACUUAAUGUAAACCAAUUAUAAUACUUGGCCUCUGUUUGUAAAAAUCCCAUUAACUUUUAUUUUUACUUGUUGCAUCUGAAAAUAUUCAUUCUAUUUCCUGGAUAAGGACCUUCUAGAGUGGGCAAACCUCAACUGCACUAUGGUGAGGUUGUUGCCCAGUUUCUGCAUCUCAUAACUUUCCAAAGGAUGAUGAACUUCAUUUGAGAUUGAGAUGAUAAAUUCUAUAAAAGCUAAGUUUUCCAAUUCAUUUGAUUUCGUGGACCUUCAAUUGAUUGGUGACUCUUGCCAGAAGCCUUUGACGUAUGUUGUUAUUGAUGAUUUGGGGGUUGUGAAAAAGGAUUUCUGCAAAGACUGGAAAUGGGAAUGCAAUUCUGACACAUAUGAAGGGAGAACCAUAUUUCUUUACUUUUGGAAAAUCAGAGGCCAGCUAAUGUUCCUGAAGGUGCUCAUGUUGAAUGGGAGGAAAAUUGGAUAUAUUGGUUUUGAGAUGCCACAGACUCUUCAAAGAAGGAAAAUUUGAACUUGCAAGAGCUAAGUAUGAGAAGGUAAUGAAGGUAAUUUUGUCUUCUUUUAAUCCAAAGUAUUUUGGAUGGGGUGACUGGUAUUUUCCAUUGUUUCUAUAGAUCUUAUCAAUCAGAAGGAAAACUAGUAUUGAUCUCAAUCAAUGUUUUGGGAUGAAAAUUGCUAUUUUUAUGUUGAAAUUUUACCACUUUCUUUUACUGUAAUUGCUGAUGGUUAUCAAUCAUGUUGCCCUAUUUGGCUGGCAUAAAUUAUAGUAUUUACCGAGAGGUCAUAAAAACAUUUAUUGUAAUCAUUUGACUUACCUGACCUACAAUAAUUAUUUUCUUUCAAGAUCUGUUGUAGAUGGACUUAAAUUCCAGGACAUACUAGCCAUUAAGUUUGUCUAGAAUCUUAUUCACAAACUUAAAACUUAUAAAAACUGUGCUAUUUAUAUAAACAAUAUUCUUCUGCUCUAAUGUGUUAAUGAAUCUGUUGUGCUUUCAAGCUGUCAUGACUCAUAAUACUAUGGUGGUUGCUCAACAGGUGCUUCGGAAAUUUAAUCAUGUCAAUCCACAAGAUGAUGACGAAGGGAUGGAAUUCGCAAAAACACGAGCAAGUGUUUUCUUUAUACUUUCCAUUUAGGAAUCCAAUGAAAUGCAAUUGUUGGAUUCUUGCAUAAUGAAUCUUCUAAUACUUCAGCGACCUAAUAUUCUGUGUUGUGCUAUCUUUCUGUGAAUGUAUUAAAGAUUUUCUUGUCUUUUCUUGUAUUGUAUGAAGAAUCUGUUGCACCUGAAUGUGGCUGCAUGUCAGCUUAAACUUGGAGAAUGCGGAAAGUGCAUUGAGACAUGUAACAAGGUACGUCUUGUGACUUCAAAAUGCGGUAGCCAUCUCAUCAUGCGGGAGAAAAAGACAUUUUGGCAAUAAAAUCAGUUAGCAUUUUCAAUAAUGAUUUAGCUGUGAGUUGAUUUUAUUGAAUGAGUCAACUGAGUGUAUUAUGUCAGAGUCAGAAAUGCAACCACCUCGCAUUGGCCUAAUGCUUCCUGUGGUUGCCCUCUUGGAAAGAAAGUGAUAUAUAAAUUCUUAACAAUGAAGUGUCUAUCUUUUGCUGCAAACUAUAAAUCAUUGGUUUGGCUUUAUCACAGUCUAAUGUCAACACUGACAGUUGUCUCGAACAUAUUUAGUCGAUUGGCAAAUGAAUAACAAAAAUAUCUAAUGAGGUGCAAUUAGUUAGGAAACUUUCCAUCAAACUUCGAAUAAAAUAACAUUUGGAAUGAUAUUUUACAUUUGAAGAAUGAUUUUCCCUUCAGUAUUAAUCAUGUUUACAGAGAAGGUAAUGCGCUAGCAGACAGUUUAGUAAAUUAUGGUGCUAUGGGACAUACUGUAAGUUUUCCAUCUGUCUUUCUAACAGAAUGAGAGAAAAGGCAGAGAAAAUAUGGAACUCAAUUGUAUUACUUCAUAAUACGUUUACAGAUGUGAGACCUCUUAUAUAUAUAGGCAUUGGUACAGCUUGUAUGCGAUACAAAAAGGGAAAAUUAAAACAGAUCAAGGAAUAUAAUUCGGUUACACUAGCUGUCAGAGAAUCAACAAAUUACACAGUCAAGGCAAUAUUCUUGAAGGUUCUGCCAGAUCAUUGUCCAGAUCACCAGCUGAGUCAUGAUGCUUGUGUAAUGCACUGCUGUGUUAAUACUUUCAACUCCCUAAACAUAUGAUUGCUCUGUUCUCUCUGGAUCGUGCAGGUCUUCCUACUAUUAGGCACUAAAUUUUCUAGGCUUUUCUUAAUCUUCUUGUAAACUUUAUAUAAAGUCUUUAUAUUUUUUAGGAACUUGGUUUGGGCUCUUACUUUCUCCUUGUAACCCCCCAAGUUUCAUUAUCUGUAUAAGGUAUUCCUCCAUCACAAGUGACAGUAAUCAAUAAAAUUAGAGUCUCUUCGACUAAACUCCUGCAUGCUCAUGGGUGUCAGACCAUCCUUGCGCUAUAUAUUUUCAACCGGUUUUAGUAAUUUAUUUCACAGGCCAAGGUAGUUUUCUUUUGUUUUUGUUUUAUAUAUCUAUUCAUGCUGGAACCAUGUAGGUUUUAGAUGCAAGCCCUGCACAUGUCAAGGCUCUGAUAUUUAUUAUAGUAGUAGUUGAUCAUUAAAUUCUCGACCCCAUGUAAAACUUGCUUUUCGAUUAGAUAAUGAAACUCGACAAGGCAUCUGAAACUGAUGCUACAGCUGCUCUUCUAAAACCACAGCAGAAGGAGCAGGUAGGUUGGAACACCCUCAAAAACUCACUUUUUAUCUGGAGAUGGAGUUGAAAAUGUUUUGUAUCAUAUCAUGUAUCAAUCCUUUGAUUUCAGGAAGUUGAGAGGAAGGCUUGGAAACAAUUUAAAGGACUAACUGACAAGAAACAAGGGGAAAUUGCAGAUGCUGGAGAUAGAGAAGAUCAUAACAUGUAGGUGAAAAGCCUGACAAGGUUGCUAAGGAGGAUUUGGAUGCGGAUAAUUCAGAAGAAUCACGAGAAGCUGCAGCUGAUGCCCGUCAAUUGGGUUUGUUUUCCUGCUUUCGGCCUAUCGGUAGACGUCUAUUUUCAGGUCUUGGGCUGCAGAGAUGCACCAUAUUAUGAU
Molecule: messenger RNA, 4108 nt
Organism: Juglans regia (Persian walnut)
Lineage: Eukaryota; Viridiplantae; Streptophyta; Magnoliopsida; Fagales; Juglandaceae
Product: peptidyl-prolyl cis-trans isomerase PASTICCINO1-like
Exons: 6
Coding region: 1215-1523 (102 amino acids)
Molecular function (GO): protein binding
Source: RefSeq, a predicted model, not a curated record